AUGGGCGGGUGGUGUGAUGGGAUUUGGAAAUGGGGGGAUUUAGGAGUUCCAGAGUCGGCGGUUCUUGCUCCCGAAAUUGCUUUGGAGUUUUCGGCUUUGCGUGAGCUUUUGGAUGGUUUUGGCGGAAUUCAAGAGGGGAAGGAUUUUGUUGAGUGGUCUCUUGAUUCGGAGAAAGGUUUCACGGUUUCUUCUUGUUAUGCCCUUUAUGCUCAGAGGCGCAUUCCUUUUGGUCCUUUUAAUAGGCAUGAUGAGGCUUUGGAGUUGAUUUGGAAGAUGGAGAUUCCUUUUAGGAUUAAAAGUUUUGGUUGGAGGCUUUUUGUGGAUAGGCUCCCUACUAAGGAUUUAUUGGUGUAUAGAGGUAUUAAUUUAACUUCUACUAAUUUAAAGUGUGUUUUUUGUGAUUUGCAUUUGGAGGAUAGGGACCAUUUGUUCUUUAAAUGCAAUGUGAUUAAUUUUGUUUGGAAUGAAAUUGCUAAGUGGGUGGAUUUUCCGGGUUGGAACAUGGAGGAUUGUAUUCCUUUUUUUAUGGAAUGGUAUUCAACGGGCCGUAGAAAAGGUAUUAAAAAAGGCAAAUUGGGGGUGUUUUGGUUAGCCACUUCUUGGGUUAUUUGGUUGACAAGAAAUGGUUUUUGUUUUAGAAAUGAAGCGUCGAAUGUUAAUAAUAUGAUUUGGAAUAUCAAGAUUUUGAUAUGGAGAUGGUCUUCUAUAGGCGAUAUUGCUCAUCCCAAUUGUAGUUUUUACGAUUUUGUCAAGGACCCGGUGUCUUUUAUGUCGUAA
Molecule: messenger RNA, 777 nt
Organism: Vicia villosa (hairy vetch)
Lineage: Eukaryota; Viridiplantae; Streptophyta; Magnoliopsida; Fabales; Fabaceae
Exons: 1
Coding region: 1-777 (258 amino acids)
Source: RefSeq, a predicted model, not a curated record